ACAAGAGACAGACAAUACGCCGUUAAAGUGCGCGUUUUGCCAUUCCUGAAAAUAGCAUAUAUCACACACCUUUCAAUCUAAUCAUCAUCUCCUUUUCCUUGAGUAUACCCUAGCAUCCCUUGCAACGACGACAUCAUCAUCGUCAUCACUCUUUUCAAUACAGAUAUAGCCCUUCAGGGUGAUCUGGAUGAGAUUAUAGAGUAAGGUUAUCGGACAAUUUCAUACAAUCCACUUCGCCACCUUUUGCAAGUCCAACAAUAUGCCAACUCAACCAUUCCCAGGGGCUUCUUCAAGGCCAUUGUUGGGCUCAUCCUCCCAAGGUAGACAACAAGGUACAGCUAGAGAUCGUCAGGCCGAAUUGGCUGCCGCUUUUGGAGGAAGUGAUGAUGAAGAUGAGGAGGAAAAUUCUUCAAUGUAUGGCAGAAGUGUGGAUAGAAACAUGAUCGAUGAUGCAUCCCGCGCUGGACCUUCUUCCUCUUCGCCACCUCUUUAUUCCUCUUCGCCUCUUCAACAUCCUCGUCCACUAACACCCACUGACAGUGAUGUCUUCUUUGAUGCAGGUGAUGCGAUCGCACAACAGCAGUCUAAUGAUCCUUUGGGAGCAGAGCGUGUCAAUGCUGAUCAAGCUCACACCAUCCCAGAAGGAUCCCAUCAAUCAAACAGAACAGAUCGAAAUCCCUCCGAUUCUGAUGAAAGGCAAAGGAGCUCAUACGAUUUCGAACAAGCAUCCUACUUUGCACCUCACAGACCACCCGUUUCUAGACAGUCAAGUAUGUUGCAGUCGCAAACACCAAACGCAGCUUUGGAGGGCAAUCCAGUCGAACAAGAAGCUCAUGGAGAUGUGAACGGCUUAGGCCGUGAAGGCACAAGUCAAAACAAUAUCUCUCGUUUUCGUUAUGCACUCGGACGCUUCGGUCGUUUUGUUGGAAUGCGUGUCCCUGGUGCGACGUAUACAUCCUUGCACGGAGAAGAAGAUCAUCCGGCUAAUGCAAGCAGAAGACGAGUGAUGGGAAGUGGGAUCGGUCAAGAUGGUGUGUUUGCCAAUCUGAAUGCCAAACCCGAAAGAAGAAGAAGGCGCGGAGAGAAUGGAGAAGAUCGAGGAGAAGAUGACGAUUUGGCGGAUGAUGUCUUGCCGCCUGCAUACGAGGUAGCAGCUGCUGAUGCUGCGCCUCCAUACUGGGAAACGACCAUCAUUGGUGGCCCUGGAGGAUUUCAUCCAUUGGCUCCUGGAGGAGCAGGCUGGACACCUGGAGGACCUCAUGUUGGUGCAUUGGAAGAUUUGAUCAUCGAAGGAUUGCCAUUAGGAAACUUCUUUGGUCUUGCAUGGAACUUGCUCGUUUCGAUGAGCUUCCAGUUCAUCGGUUUCUUGCUCACCUACCUCCUGCAUACCACCCAUGCUGCACGGUGUGGAUCGCGUGCCGGUUUGGGUAUUACGUUGGUUCAAUACGGUUUCUAUUUGCGUACUCGUGCUGCUCAGAUAAUGGACGGUACUUUACCGGAUGAUAUGAUGGGACCAGGAGCAGAUCCACCGCUUCCUUCUGAACAAUCGAACAGGGUUUCUUGGUGGUCCGAAUCUGCUGGCAUGCAGCAAUCAACGACGGAUGAACAGAGCGCACCUCCUUUGCUUGCACGUGGUAUCCACUUCGUAUUCCGACGAGCAACUGAAGCGACUGCAACUGCUACAGCCAGCAAUGGUACAUUGGCAGAUGCUUUAGCAGCUGAUGGAAAUACGGUCACCCUUCCUACGGCUGAAAGUAUGAGCGCAAGUACGGAAUGGUUAGCAUUCAUUUUGAUGGGUUUAGGAUGGUUUAUCCUUCUUACAUCGCUUUUCAGUUAUUGGAGAGUUCAUAGAUGGGGAACUCAAUUGGUCGAAGCUGCAAGACGAGAGAAUGAAGGGAACAAUGAAUCAAAUACCACAACGGGCAAUGAAAAUAACGAAGAAACUACGGAUGAUGCACCUGUUGGAUUCUUGUAUACUCUCCGUCAAGCUCUUAGAAAUACACGUGAAGCAAGCAGAUCAAGAAGACAAGGCAGAGCACAUUCAGCCGAAGAUUGGAUCAUCUUUCCUGGCAGACCGAGAAGAGAUUUAUUAGAUAUACCCGAAGGACAUCCAGAUGGUCAAAGUGCGGAUUUAGAGGCGGGCAAUUUAUCCGCAGAGGAACGUAGGUUGUUGGAAGAUAUGCGAAAUGUUGGUUUGGUUUGAUAAUGAUGUACAUUUAGAUGUUAUAAUAGACGCAAUUUGCGGAUAUUCAUACAAUACAGCGUAUAUAGUACAAGAUGCGAGCGAG
Messenger RNA from Meira miltonrushii, 2288 nucleotides. RefSeq lists its product as uncharacterized. Lineage: Eukaryota; Fungi; Basidiomycota; Exobasidiomycetes; Exobasidiales; Brachybasidiaceae. The transcript has a single exon. The record is from RefSeq and is a predicted model, not a curated record. Gene Ontology annotation, cellular component: Golgi apparatus; endoplasmic reticulum; perinuclear region of cytoplasm. Gene Ontology annotation, biological process: vacuolar transport; ubiquitin-dependent protein catabolic process; metal ion transport. Bases 260 to 2203 code for a protein of 647 amino acids.